AUGCAACCAGCAACGCGCCAGAAAUCGCCAGAAAUCGCCAAAAAAUCAGCUAAAAGUGUGGCUUGGCCACAGAGCCCGAAGCCCGCAAGUGUUGGGGGGGAGGGGCGGGGGACAGAAACCGACGUGGUACUUUAUUCGCCGAUCCCCUUCAGGGCGCGAUGUCAUCGACCCGGGCAGUGCUGGAAUCCUCUUCUCCCCCUCGACUUCCUCUUCAGAUCCCUCGUUCAGACACUUCCCCUUCACCAAAUUGGUCCGAUUGCUCUGAUUCUCCCGGCGAUCUCCUAUACCCGUUCUAUACCUCUCGCAGACCUCGGCAAUUUCCCCCUGAACCGCCGUCCUUUCGCAAUGGAACUGUGCGGACGUCAGAAGGUCGUCCAGCGCAAGAUGGUGCUGCUGGGCGACGGUGCUUGCGGCAAGACUUCCGCGCUGAAUCUCAUAGCGCACACAGAUAUCUUCGUCGACAAUGUCCAUGUAGAGCUGUCACUAUGGGACACGGCUGGACAAGAGGAAUUCGAUCGGUUGCGCGCGCUUUCCUACGAGGAUACCCACGUGCUCAUGCUGUGCUUCAGUAUUGACAGCCGUGACUCGUUUGAGAAUGUCGGAUCAAAGUGGAUUACAGAAAUCAAUGAGAACUGCCCUGGCGUGCGGGUCGUGCUAACCGCGCUCAAGUGCGACUUGCGGAAGGACGAUGAGCAGAACGAUAACCCCGAUGCGAUUACCUUUGACCAGGGCCUUGCGAAAGCCAAAGAAAUCGGUGCUAAUCGCGGAAUCCGAGAGAGCUUCUACGAAGCGGCCAAGGUUGCUCUGGAGGUAAAACCCGCCGGGGCGAAGGGAUCCAGCUCGUCUUGUGUCAUCCUCUAG
This is a messenger RNA of Penicillium macrosclerotiorum, 861 nucleotides long. It is a transcript of the gene rho3, whose product is annotated as Rho family GTPase RHO3. Gene Ontology annotation, molecular function: GTPase activity; GTP binding. NCBI's taxonomy places the organism in Eukaryota, Fungi, Ascomycota, Eurotiomycetes, Eurotiales, Aspergillaceae. The transcript has 5 exons. Gene Ontology annotation, biological process: small GTPase-mediated signal transduction. The record is from RefSeq and is a predicted model, not a curated record. Bases 1 to 861 code for a protein of 286 amino acids.